CAAGUGUUGUGUUAAUUAAGGUUAUGGCUGUAAUGUAAUUUCUCGCGAUCGGAUAGUGAGUUUUAUUUGGAAGAAUGGAUGUUAACAGUUCCAUUUCAUGUUUUUCAGAUGCGAAAUCGGAGUAUUCAUCUUCCACUUGUGAAUCUUUCGAAGCUACUCUUGAGAGCAGUUCUUUUUUAUUAAAUAAAAGUGGCACCAUAGACUGUAUGGCUAGUUCAAAUAGUAGGCCUAUAUCUCGAUCGGAAAACAAAAGAGGGAGACCUAAGGCAGCUGUUAUAACAAAUCUAAUGCUUCAAGGCUCAAAUUCUAUAAGUGAUAUAAAAUGCAAAUUUUGUUGCCGCGUAUUUCCUAGAGAAAAGUCUCUCCAAGCACAUCUUCGUACCCAUACAGGAGAGAGACCCUAUACUUGCGACUAUCCAGGAUGUACAAAGGCUUUCACCCAGAGCGGACAGCUUAAAACACAUCAGAGGCUACACACUGGCGAGAAGCCUUUUAUGUGUUCAUACACAGGAUGUGGAAUGCGGUUCACCCAUGCAAACCGCAGGUGCCAAGAUCACCCGUUCUUGCCGUUGUCUCGGUGUGACUCGUCUGCUGCAGUGCUGCGCCCAGUGGAAACUAACCCAUACCAAUCUGAAGCCGUUAUGGAGUGGCUUGAAAGGUACAAAAAAGAGAAAAAAGAACAACAACCAGUCAAGCCAUUGGACUCUUGUAAGAGGAGGGCUGACGAAGUGGAAAACAACGUCCAUUGUUAUCCCAAAAAGAAGAAAUUGACAAAGAACACCGUUAAGAAACAAGAAAUUUAUAAAUCUCCUGAGAAAGUUCCAGAAACGGAUUUUCAGUGGACGAACUGGGCGUUUAAUGUGAUGACCCCUGAGUCACCCAAGAAGAAAGAGGCGAGGUUGGAGUUACCUAAGAAACGGUGGCUAAGAGAAGCGACCAUGGAACAAAACAUGGAUAACUGUCGCAGCCUGAACCAGAGUCGUCCUACUGUGUUGGUGAGAGCCGGAGCCGACUCGCGACCUGUGUCCCCUCCAUGGACCCCUUCGACCCCAAACCCUUACCUGGGACCCUCACACACAAGCACACCCCUUAAUCUCAUCACCCCUGUCUCUAUCUGUACUCCUGAUAUGACACACCAACUACUAUCUCCCAGAGAAAGUGAACUCUCUCCGUCCAAGAUCCACAAGGAAGAGGAACUAGCCGUUCCUCUUCCAUCAGAAGAUGAUAUGAGUUUUACCCUUCCUCUAAACUUAUCUCAGUAUUCUGGGUCAUCCUUAUUCGAAUAGUUUCAAGUCUCUCUAGUCUCAAUGAUUCCUUCACUGUCCUAUCUCUUUGAUUCAUAUUUUGUAAAUAACUUUUCAGGGUUUUAACAAAGUAUUUUAAUGAACAACAGCACUAUUGUUUAAGCAGAACAAGUUCUCUUCCAUUUGUGUAAUGGAAAUAAAAUAACAAUACUACUACCUUUUUCAAGUUGGUUAUUGGCAUGGUUAUUGGAACCAUGCAAAUAAGUUUGAUAUUUUUUCCUACCACUGCAUGGAAAUGAUCACAUUGCCAAAUCUGUAAACAGUGCGUAAAAUUGUUCAUCUUUGCUCGCUAAAUCAGCUGAUUUCACUGUUGGCGAUUCUAUAAAACAGUAACAUCCGGCAAGCAAAUAACACGGCCUAAAAAAGCAAACAUAACCUAAAUGACAUUUUAUAUACAACUAAAAAGUUAGUCUGUUAAAAGUUAGAUAAGUUAAUUACGGUGGUAGGAAAAAUCUUGUGUGAAUUAAUAGCACAAACAGUCAUUGCCGCUCUCGAAAUUUAUGGCCGCCAUCUACAUUUCUCGAGCGGCAAUGACGUACUUUGCGCUCUUAUUUCACAAAUAGCUAGAUUUACAUUUUCCUUGUGUGUUCUCCGUGCUACUCUCAGCUUGGCAAAAGAGUGAAUGUUUAAGGCUUAGAAAAAAGAAACAAUCAGAGGACGCUUGUUUGGGGCAUUAGAUCGCACAUCUAGGAGUUUAAAUGUGGAUCACUAAGUAGCACAACAUCUAAGAAUACUAAUUGGAUAAGAUGAGUGAGAAGAAGAGUGCUAUGAUGCUGCAAUCUCAGCUAGUAAACUUGACAACACCUGUUAGUUAACUCAUCAGUUUACCAUUGUCAAAGUCCUCCAAUUGGUCCUAAUCUGUGUCAAGGUUAGUUCUAUAAUUGAAAUGUAUGUAUUAUUAUUUUAAUAUUUUUGUAUGGUUUAAUUUUAAUUUGCACUGUUGAUGGACAUAAAUUAAAUUUAUGCCCCAUCUGAUUUUAAUAAUGCUAGUGAUGUACUACAGAGUCUAACUCCCUUCGUUGUUUAAUAUAGUUUCAUUUUAUCGUAUUGCUCAGAACGACUUUUGAACUAAUAUACAAAGUUUACAGUAACUUACUUGUUCUCCCCAAAGUGACCUCCUCCAUUGAGUAUGGUUAUGUUUUUUCUACUAUCAACCAGGUGUGCUGUAACCUUUAUGUAAUAGUUUAUUAUUAUAUUUAGUUCAAAAUAAAAAUUGUAACUUUUUAUAAUGAGUGUAUUUAAUUGCUGUUUUAUAAACAGAGUGUCACACUCAAAUAGGUAAUGUUAGUUGAAUCCCAAUACAGUAUGUUUAUUUUAAUACGAUUUUAAACUGCCUUCAUGUUAAGUUAACAUUGAUACCUGCAAAUGAUGAAUGUUUUCCUCUACAAAUAGGUGAAAUGCCAUGAUUAUAACAUCACAAAAUACGACUUAAUACCUAUUUAUUCUAAACUACAUAAUGUAACAGUUAAUAGUAUUAGUCAAGAACGAGUGCGUAGUCAAUUUUAGGUAAAUAUGUCAGCUGAUAGUUAUAGAUAGUUUUUAAAAAGUGUAAAAUAAUAUGUUUUUAACUGUAAAUAAUUUAAAGGGACUAUUUUUGUAUUCACAUAACAAAUUUUAAUGCUUAGCAAUAAAAGUGUUCAACACAAAGUUUAAAAAAAUAAUGGUAGGAGAACGACAUAUGCUUUGUUCUGAAAAGUGGAGUUAGUUUUAACUGGGACUGGUCGCAGAGGUGGAAAGUAUGGACAGUUCUCUAUAUUUCACAUCGAGUUGUGUUAACCAAAUAUUUAGCUAGUCUCGCCUUGUGUAUUAUUUAAGCUUUCUUCCCUAUAGCUUUUCUAAUAAUGUUGUCUGUUUUUCACAUUUUGUAAAGAAAAUUAUAAAAGAAAUAUUUUAA
This is a messenger RNA of Macrosteles quadrilineatus (aster leafhopper), 3198 nucleotides long. RefSeq names its product protein krueppel-like. Gene Ontology annotation, cellular component: nucleus. Gene Ontology annotation, molecular function: DNA-binding transcription factor activity, RNA polymerase II-specific; RNA polymerase II cis-regulatory region sequence-specific DNA binding. The record is from RefSeq and is a predicted model, not a curated record. Gene Ontology annotation, biological process: regulation of transcription by RNA polymerase II; central nervous system development. Bases 75 to 1286 code for a protein of 403 amino acids. Lineage: Eukaryota; Metazoa; Arthropoda; Insecta; Hemiptera; Cicadellidae. The transcript has 4 exons.